Molecule: messenger RNA, 2797 nt
Organism: Nelumbo nucifera (sacred lotus)
Lineage: Eukaryota; Viridiplantae; Streptophyta; Magnoliopsida; Proteales; Nelumbonaceae
Product: DNA-binding bromodomain-containing protein
Molecular function (GO): protein binding
Source: RefSeq, a predicted model, not a curated record
AAAACACAAUCAAAGUAAACAAGGCCCAAAACCUCUCUGAUAGGAGUGAGAACUGAGAAGGUCUGGAGAUUCUGGACCGUCUGGUCUUUCUUCCGGCUCCCAUCAGUCGCCAGGACCAAACCCAGGAAGCAAAACUAUAGUAGGUUUUCAAGAAUUGCAGAAGUUAGCUCGUCGUGUGAACCAUGGACGAGUAGAAUUACGCCAAUUUCAUCCAUCUAACCGCCAUUGAAAGCAUGUAAGAAAGCUUGAGUACAACCUACGUGGUUCAGACGCCAACAAUUUGGGGUUUUUUUUUCCUUCGCCAUCAUAUUGAACAAUUCCACAUUCUCUUUCCCGAAACAAUGACCCCUGAUGGUUGAUACAUGUUCAAUUGGUUUAGUCCCUUGAUUACUGUAAUUGGUUCUGGAUUUGUUUUGGGUUUUCUCAAAUCCAAAAGCUCAAUAUGUGCAAGCUCACAUAUAGGCUGUAAGCUAACGUAUCUUGCACAAGUGAAAAGAUGAAGCGCAAGCGUGGUCACAAGAAAGGGAAACAAAAAAAGCACACUGCGUUAAUUGGAAAUGAACUGGUCCUAAAUGCUGUUGGCCUUAACACAGAAGAUAACUCAGGUUUUGAUGAUGUUGAUGGUGACCAAUUGGAUUAUGGAGUGGAAGUUAAAGCACCAGACUCCAUGGAACUUGAUCACCCUGUCAAACCUACAAGCACAGAUACUGAUGGGUUCAGUGAUAGAUCAGCUGGACGAUCUGGGCGUGGGCGUGUUAAGGUGAAACUCAGGUCUUCAAAAAUGUUGGAAUCCCAGCAUACUUCAGAUGCACAUACACAGAGUGACACAGACAAGAGUAGCCUACAAGUGGGCUUAGAGAAGGAACGAGAAGUUACUGAAAAGAUGGAAGAUAGUGCCAACUCAUUUCCUGAAGUGCAAUUUGCUCUUUCAGGGAAGUCAUCAAGGAAAACAGGAAGCAUAAAGAUAAAAUCCUCACGGGGCUUGCGUUCUUCAAAUGUAGUUCUAAACCAGGGCAAUAGUCCUGUAUACAUUCAGGAUGAAAAGACCACUCAGACUGUAUCAGACAAUGACAAGAUUGUGGAAUCAUUUAAAUCUAGAGAAUCACCAGAAGGCGGGCAAAAGUUACCUUUUCAGCAACCUCAAUACAAAAAGAAAGAACUGAAUGCUGCAUUGUCUGUGAUCAAGAAAGUCAUGAAAAUGGAUGCAGCUGAGCCCUUUAAUGUUCCUGUGAACCCUAUUGCCCUGGGAAUACCUGAUUAUUUUGAUAUCAUCGACACUCCCAUGGAUUUUGGCACAAUAUGCAGUAAUCUUGAACAAGGCAUUAAGUACAAGAAUUCAGAGGAUGUAUUUAAGGAUGUACAAUUUAUCUGGGGCAACUGUCAUAAAUAUAACAAUAAAGGUGAUUAUAUUUUGGACCUUAUGAAACGGGUGAAGAAGAACUUUACUAAGUACUGGACAGCCGCUGGUUUGUACACUGAUCAGCCGAAAAAAUCCACUGUUGAACUUGGGAACCCAGAUGCUUCCCUUGAUGAUCCUUGCUCAGAAGGCUUGUAUAUUGAAGAUGACCGUGGAAAGGACAAAGCUGUUGAAGCAAGUGGAAGAAAGAGAUAUAUGAUAAUAUCCCAACAAGAAAAUAUUGGAACACCUUCUUUACAUGCUGAAACAGAGAGCCUUCAGGUGGAGAAUAUUGCAUCAUCCAGUCAGGAAAAGAUGAAUGUGAAAGGAAGUCAUUUGAAACAUAAGAUGCGUCGCCGUUAUGGAAUCAACCACCACAAAGGUGACUGUCUCUGUGCUGUCUGUGUUGUAAGGCGGCGUAGGCAGGAGCGUGAAGGAAAUGGUCAAAUGGUUGAGAAUCAGACUGGAGUGACUGAUGGUGAUCUCUCUCAAGAGUUCAAGCAAGAGGGAGCCUCCCCCGUGGAAAAUCCUUACAGUGAGGAUACAUCAUCAAAUUUGGAGAAUUCAGCUGAACCUGAGGCAGAUGCUGAUAUUGAAGAACAAGGAGAUGAAGUGAAAUUGGAGACACCUGAGCAACAGUUCAGCCCCCAACUGGAGAUACAAGAGACGAGUGAGAAUGAGAUGGAAGUUCAAAAGAAAGAUGAGUUAGAAUCUUCUGACCUGUUACAGCAUGGUGAUGGAUAUGGAGAAGAACCCAAUCCACAUCCUCUGUCCCAAACAAUUCAUUCAGGUGCUAGAAAGAAUGAGAGAUCAUUGCAGCUCAAGGAAAAUGCUUCAGCAAUUGAACAGCAUGUUCAUGAUGCGCAAAGGAAGAAAGUGGAAUCCCAAGAGAGGCAACGGCGUACCAGAAUCUUGGAGGAACUUACUUAUCUUGAAAAUCCUUUGAUUUUGGAUUUAUGUGGGACUCUUUUCUCUAAAGAUCCCAGAUCCGUUUGGAGUGGGCCCCAUUCACUGUCUCGCUGCUACAAGUCGGUGAAUAGUGGGCGUGGUAUCCAUGAGGCUGUUGCAAUGUUUAUGAAGUAGUUCCAGCAAACCUCAACAACUGUGAGUGCUCAUUUCAUUGUGAAACAUCUUCAUAUGCAUACAUUAUAAGUAAACUAUUUAAGUUACCACCAGAACAGAAAAUCAUUUUAGCUGAAUGCAAAAGGUAUCUUUUUUAGAAGUUGGAACAACUGGUUUUUCUGGCGCAUUAGGAUUAGUUGCAAAAUGAGAGGAGAAAAGCAGAUCCAGACAAUCAAACUGGAUGGCUCCAUGUCCCGUCCAAUUAUAAAACUGAUUGAAACUCAUUUUGCCUUGGUCGAAUUGAAUUUGAAUAUGGAACGGGUACCAUUUCCAGACCUA